Messenger RNA from Cottoperca gobio, 1245 nucleotides. It is a transcript of the gene csrp1a, whose product is annotated as cysteine and glycine-rich protein 1a. The record is from RefSeq and is a predicted model, not a curated record. Bases 311 to 892 code for a protein of 193 amino acids. Gene Ontology annotation, cellular component: cytoplasm; nucleus; Z disc. Gene Ontology annotation, biological process: muscle tissue development; sarcomere organization. Gene Ontology annotation, molecular function: structural constituent of muscle; actinin binding. The transcript has 6 exons. NCBI's taxonomy places the organism in Eukaryota, Metazoa, Chordata, Actinopteri, Perciformes, Bovichtidae.
AAACUCCCCUGUUGCUCAACACGCAUUAAGUUUGCGGACUGAAGCAGCAACAACAGAAGCUCCUCCCUUUCAGCACAUCUGGAACAGUGGAAAAGUGGAGAGACAUAUACCAACAACUCUAUUUGUAUCACCAGGAUAAAGUCCUACAAUUCGGGUCAGUAAGAGAAGCUACUUUUAAAAAGUGCAACUCCUCCACCUUCCUUUGAAACGCUGGUUUCCUGAACACACCCCAGUGCUGCAUUUCUCCGAUCAGGGAGUCAAACUUCAACCUGUCCAUCAUCACUGACUGACUGCCUCUACUAACUGCAGGAUGCAAUUAGGAGGAGGAAACAAGUGUGGCCGCUGUCAGAAGACGGUUUACUUUGCAGAAGAAGUACUCUGUGACGGGCGGAGCUUCCACAAGUCCUGCUUCCUCUGCAUUGUGUGUAGGAAAAACUUGGACAGCACUACUGUAGCUGUUCAUUCGGAUGAAAUCUACUGCAAGGCGUGCUACGGCAAGAAGUGCGGUCCAAAAGGCUACGGUUAUGGCCAGGGAGCAGGGACACUCAGCAUGGACAGGGGAGAGUCUCUGGGCAUUACACAAGACGAACCUGCUCCCCAUCGACCGACCAGCAACCCAAACCCGUCCAAGCUGGCUCAGAGGUUUGGAGGGUCCGAAAAAUGCCCUCGCUGUGGCAAGGCCGUCUACGCUGCUGAGAAAGUGAUUGGAGCUGGGAGUGCGUGGCAUAAGUCUGGAUGCUUCACCUGUGUCUCGUGUGGGAAGAGCCUUGAGUCGACCACGCUAGCUGAUAAUGAUGGAGAAAUCUACUGCAAAGGCUGUUAUGGCAAACACUUUGGCCCCAAGGGAUUUGGGUACGGAAUUGGAGCCGGGGCGCUGUCACAUACUCAGUAGAGACCUCAGGGAUCUUCGUUGACAGGUUUCCAGAAAGCUGCACUAUUGUCCGCUACCUACAGAGGGCAUACUGCUGCCAGUAAACAUGCACCUGACAGACACAUGCUUGAUACAAAAGCUGCAUUCUAAACUUAAACAAAAGGGAAAUGUAACACCAUUUCUGCCUCAUAAAGGUCAAAGAUGAUUACUAGUGCUGUAACAGUAAAUAUUGAUACAUAACCCAUACUGAAAUGUAAUCUUUCUGUUUAACUAUCUGCUCUAACUUCUUUUAUCAUAUUCAUAGAGUAAAUACUGCUUUUUUGUAUGUUAUGCUUUUCUCACUGUAUAAUAAUAAAUAAAGUUAAAAGAUUUGA